AUGUUGAAAAGUCUGGUUUCGGGCCUUCUUGGCCUCGCAGCUAUCUCCCAGGUCGUGGCUCAAGACGAACCUAUCGUCGAUGACUCUUUCUUUUUUGGACAGGCGCCCGCAGUGUACCCUACCCCUGAGCUAUCACCAGAUGGCCCUUGGUCAGAUGCUCUUGCCAAGGCCAAGACUCUCAUCAACCAGAUGACUUUGGAAGAAAAGUACUGGUUGCAGCGGUUGGAUUCCCGGCAUACCUCGACUUGGGUUUCCUGGGAUGUGCCUCGUGGACUCGGGCAACAGCUACAUGAAACAGUGGAGGGAAUUCAGGAGAACGGAGUGAUGACCAGCACCAAGCCCUCCUCGAUCAAGCAAGGCUUAACUGACCUUUUCAGGCCUUUCUACGACGCAGUUCACGCUGGCACGGCCAAUAUCAUGUGCUCUUACAACAGACUCAACAACUCUUACGCCUGUCAAAAUAGCAAGUCGCAAAAUGGCUUACUUAAGGAGGAGCUUGGCUUCCAGGGAGGUGUUGCCUCUGCACUGAGCGGACUUGACGUGGCUAUGCCUAACGGCGCUGGCAAAUUUGGAUCAUCACUGGUCGAGGCAGUUAGCAACGGAUCUCUUCCAGAGGCGCAGAUUGAUAACAUGGCGACCAGACUUAUCGCAUCCUGGUUCCACCUAAAGCAGAACGCCGAAGGCUUUCCCAAAGCUGGUAAUGGCAUGGCUCAAAGGCUCUGGGAGCCGCACUCUAUUGUCGAUGCUCGUACGAAAUGUUCCAAGCCGACUCUUUUCGACGGCGCGGUUGAGGGCCAUGUUCUUGUCAAGAACGAGAAAAAUGCGCUACCGUUGCGCUCCGAAAACAUGAAGCUGAUCUCUCUCUUUGGCUAUUCCGCCCGCGCACCCAGCAGUAACACGCCAGUCCCUGCAGCGAACGGUACCCGAUUCGCAUCAUGGGAGAUGGGCAUCCAGUCCGCCAACAUCACAGAGGUCGACCUGGGUUGGUUCGGUAACCUCGAUCUUCCGACAUCUGACAUUGCAAUCAACGGAACUCUCAUCUCUGCUGGUGGCUCGGCGGCGCCCUCGUGGAGCUUGAUCAGCGCCCCCUACGAUGCUCUCGUAGCCCAGGCUUACGAGGAUGGAACCGCUCUUUACCAUGACUUUGAGUCCGGAGAUCCUUCUGUCAACCCAAAUUCUGAUGCCUGCAUUGUCAUCGGUAACGUCUGGGCCACAGAAGGGUAUGAUCGCCCAUCGCUGCGCGACCAGUACACUGACAAGCUCAUCUUAAAUGUGGCCAACAAGUGUGCCAACACGAUUGUGGUAUUCCAUAAUGCUGGGCCACGCCUCGUCGACUCCUUCAUCGAACACCCUAACGUCACAUCUGUAAUCUUUGCUCAUCUUCCGGGCCAAGAUAGUGGAAGGGCAUUGAUCUCACUCCUUUAUGGCCAGGAAAACUUCUCCGGCCGUCUUCCGUAUACUGUUGCCCGUAACGAGUCCGACUACGGCGAUUUACUGAAGCCUUAUUACACGUCUCGAGAUGCGCCUAGUCGGUUUCGGACAUAUCCCCAGUCUAACUUUGUGGAGGGUACUUUCGUGGAUUACCGUGAUUUCGACUCUAAGAAGGUCGACCCACGUUUCGAAUUUGGUUUUGGUCUGAGUUACACAACUUUCAACUACUCUUUUCUCAAAAUCUCCAAGACCAAUGGUAGCUUGGGUGCAUAUCCGACGGGCCCAGUUAUUGAGGGAGGGAAUAAAGAUCUGUGGGAUGAGUUAGUCAUCGUGGAAGCGGACGUAACAAACAGCGGAAAGGUCGACGGAAUGGAGGUCGCGCAGCUAUAUCUCGGCAUUCCCGGUGAUGAGCAUACGCCACUAAAGCAGCUCCGAGGUUUCGAGAAGCAACUGAUAAAAGUAGGUGAGACCGCUACUAUCAAAUUCCCCCUGAGACGUAGAGAUCUUAGUGUAUGGAAUGUAGAGGCACAAAAGUGGCAUCUUCAGGAGGGGGAGUACAGAGUUUCCGUUGGCAAGAGCAGCCGAGAUCUACCAUUGAAGGGUAUCCUGGUGCUUUGA
Molecule: messenger RNA, 2049 nt
Organism: Verticillium alfalfae VaMs.102
Lineage: Eukaryota; Fungi; Ascomycota; Sordariomycetes; Glomerellales; Plectosphaerellaceae
Product: beta-glucosidase
Exons: 6
Coding region: 1-2049 (682 amino acids)
Biological process (GO): glucan catabolic process
Molecular function (GO): beta-glucosidase activity
Source: RefSeq, a predicted model, not a curated record